CUUAAUGGGCUGUUAGCUCAUAAAAUUCCCCCCCCAUUUCAGAUCAGUAGAUCGAGGUAGCAGCCUCUCGGUUUAAGAGCUUUUGGCACGGGACUUGCAUGCUCGUUAACAACAACAAUGCCCCACAAAACACUGGUGGCAAUUCACAGCAAACAGUGGACUCUACUGAAGGAAAUGAGCAGUUGACAUUGGUGAAGCAAUUUCAGAACACGAACCCGCCUAGCUUCAAGGGAGUUCCUGAUCCCGAUGUGGCUGAGUCUUGGGUUAAGAAAUUAGAAAAGAUGUUCAAGCUCCUGAAAUGUACUGAUGGGCAAAAAGUAGAGCUAGCAGUGUUCCCAUUAGAAGGUGAAGCUGAUGAUUGGUGGACAGCUGCUCAAGAUGGGUUUUCUAAGAGAGGGGAGGAGCAAGAUGACAUGCCAGUUGAUGAGUAUCAAGCUAAAUUCAGUUCUCUUAUGAAGUUUGCUCCUCACCUUGUUAAUGAUGAAGUUAGGAAGGCAAGGAAGUUUCAAAGAGGGUUGAAAGCUUCCAUUAGGAACAAGGUGGUUCCUCAAAUGCUAAGACUUAUGAUGAGGUGCGAUAAGAACCAUGAGGGAAAAGAAUGUUAUUGGCAGACUGGGGCAUGUUUCAAGUGUGGGAAGACUGACCACUUGAUCAAGGAUUGCCCGAUUCUCAAGGGAGCAAGUCAGCAACUAAAGGAUCAAGAUAAUAAGAAGCCCAGGGUUCAAGGAAAAGUUUUUGCCAUCACAGAACAACAAGCUCAAAACACUCCUACAGUUAUAAAAGGUAAAAUACCUAUCUCUUUUGGGAAUGCCCAUGUGUUGAUUGACUCUGGAUCUACCCACUCAUUUGUGUCACCUAAGUAUGUGCCAUUUUUGCAUGUGGAGCAUGAGACCCUUGAUUGUGUGCUUGUGGUGAAUACUCCUUCUAAGGAGGUUUUAACAUCAAAAACCAUUUAUAGAUCUUGUAGAGUUAUGGUAGAGGGUAGAGUUUUGCUUGCCGAUUUUAUUUUGUUAGGCAUAGUGGAAUUUGAUGUCAUACUUGGUAUGGAUUGGUUGUCUACCCAUUAUGCCAUGGUUGAUUGUUAUGAGAAGGUGGUUACUUUUUCUGCUCCUAACCAGCCUGUGAUUCGGUUUGAAGGAGAAAAAGUUAGAUCAUUUCCAUUACUUGUCUCUUCCAUGCAAGCUGAUAAAAUGUUGCAGCAUGAGUGUUAUGGAUAUCUGGCAUAUGUUUUUGAAUCUAAAGACAAAGCAGUGUCUGUAGAAGGAAUUUGGGUAGUGGAAGACUUUCCUGAUGUUUUCCCUAAGGAGUUGCCUGGGUUACCUCCAAAUAGGGAGAUUGAGUUUACUAUAGACCUUGUGCUUGGUACUGCACCAAUAUCUGGAUCUGCCCUGCUCUGUUUUGCUCUGUCCGCCGGCUGCUCCUACUUUGUGGGGGUGAUUUGCUCCGAUUUUGGCCGUGAGCUUUCUUCUUCCAUGCCGCCGGCAACUUCCCCAACUUGCAGUCCGGUUUCUUUGCUUGCAAAUUCUGGUUCCCGAUCGUUCUGUCAGUUAGUACGUGAAUUGAGUGCUCGGUUUUAUGCGAGUGAGGAAACGAAACCGAGGACGGGGAAACCACGGGAAGUGACGAGUUAGAAGGCUAGCCAUUUUGUAAAGUGAUAUAGAUUUUAGAUAUUAAUCCUGAUCUUGUAUUUGGAGAUUUUAAUUGGAGAUUUAUGAUAUUAGAGCAAAUUAUAAGAUUUGAUCUUCAGUUUUUGGUGGUAUCAGAUGUGAGUUAGAUAAGUUCCG
Rubroshorea leprosula is the source of this 1784-nucleotide messenger RNA. The record is from the annotation of a GenBank genome assembly. Lineage: Eukaryota; Viridiplantae; Streptophyta; Magnoliopsida; Malvales; Dipterocarpaceae.